AUGGAUGUGUGCGUGGCGGUGGCAGGUGUGAUCUCAACGGACCGCAAGAAGUCGGACGAGGAGCUCGUGGAGAUGGCUCGCUCCUACAGCAUCGUUGGCAAGGAUCUGAUAACGGGGGUGACGUGUGAGAAGCCGUACGUGUGGGUGGACCCCACGGGCGAGUGGGAGUUCAGCAGCGAUGCCAAGGAGGUCUCCAUGGCCAACGCCUUCCAUGUGGUGGCGUACGACUUUGGCAUAAAGCACAACAUUCUGCGCCGCCUGGCGUCGUACGGCUGUCGCAUCACAGUCGUGCCCUCCACCUACCCGCCUGAGGACCUCGCCAAGCUCAACCCCGACGGUGUCCUCUUCAGCAACGGGCCGGGCGACCCGUCGGCGGUGCCGUACGCGGUGGAGAGUGUGCGUGCGGUGGUGGGCACGGUGCCGGCGCUGGGCAUCUGCAUGGGGCACCAGCUGCUGGGGCAGGCGCUGGGCGGCCGCACCUUCAAGCUCAAGUUCGGCCACCACGGCGGCAACCACCCCGUGCGCCACCUCGCCUCCGGCCGCGUCGAGAUCAGCGCGCAGAACCACAACUACGCGGUGGAUCCGGAGAGUCUGCCGGAGGGCGUGCAGGUGACGCACAUCAACCUGAACGACGGCACGUGUGCGGGGCUGGCGUACCCGGCUCUCAACGUCAUCAGCAUCCAGUACCACCCCGAGUCCUCCCCUGGGCCCCAUGACGCCGACCCAGUGUUCCAUGACUUUGUGCAAAUGAUGAUCAAGCACCAGCGGGCUGGAUGGGACGCUCCCGCUGCUAGCACGACCACCACGCGCCCGGCCGCUCUCGCCCGCAUCGCGAUUCGUUUCCGCGUGCGCGGCAUGUCGUGGCGCGGGCUGCGCGGGUGCUGGGGGUGGUACCAGCAGCAGCUGUCGCGGCGGCCGGUCCGCACGCAGGUGGUCACCUCCACCGUGCUGUGGGGGUCGGGUGACGUCAUCGCGCAGCAGAUCGACCGACACAUGGCUGACCGACACGCGGGCGAUGCGCACGUGGCCGAUGCACACGUGGCAGCGCGAGUCAACGUGGGGUCGCGGCAGGCAGAUGGGGCUGCGUCGCCCGACCAUGCCCGGGACUGCGCGCGAGGGCCCGUGGCGGGUGGCCGUGAGUCGGGCGCGGGGGCGGUGGCAGCGCGAGCGGGCGAGCAGCUCAACUACCGGCGCGUGGUGACGACGGCGCUCUUCGGAGCGGGCUUUGUGGGCCCUCUGGGUCACUACUGGUACGAGGGGCUGGAGGGCUUUGUGAGGAACCGCCUGGGGCUGCGGCCGUCGACGAUGCGGUUUGUGGCGGCGAAGCUGUUUCUGGACACAUUUGCGUUCGGCCCCGUGCACCUGGCAGCCUUCUUCACGUACACGGGGCUCGUGGCCGGCCACUCGCUGCACCAGAUCCGCACUGACCUCGCCCGCGACUUCCUCCCGGGCUUCCUGACAGAGGCCACAGUGUGGCCCGUCAUCCAGACUGUCAACUUCAAGCUCGUGCCCGUGCAGCACCAGCUGCUCUUUGUCAACUUCUUCUGCCUGCUAGACAGCGCUUGGCUAUCGUGGCUCAAACACCAACAAGAUGCUCCUUGGAAGGCCUGGCUUGCGAAUACAUUGUUUGGUGGCUCAGAAUCCAAUUUUUAA
This is a messenger RNA of Closterium sp. NIES-65, 1653 nucleotides long. Lineage: Eukaryota; Viridiplantae; Streptophyta; Zygnematophyceae; Desmidiales; Closteriaceae. The record is from the annotation of a GenBank genome assembly.